AUGGAAAAUGGGCAGAUCAACGGAAGCCAGGUCAAGGCGUCAUCUUCAUACGAUGACGAAAGUACUGGACCUCAAAAUUCUAGAAUCCGUACAACCCUUGGUGGCGGCGCAUGGUGCCCGAAGAACCAGAUCAACAUCACGUCGACGGAAUGGCUGCAAAUCACAUUUCCUACCGAAAUGCUGAUCACAGCCGUCGAAACGCAGGGCCGAGACCACAAUGGGGAGGGCGCCGAAUUCGCCCAAGCCUACCGUAUCGAGUACCUGCGGCCAAGUCUCGAUGGAUGGGCACGAUAUAGGGAUGGAGCGGGGAAGGAGACAAUUCCUGGCAACACCGAUCCCCGAUCAUCUGUCCACCGCGAACUUGACGGUCCCAUUAUCGCCAAGCAAAUCCGAUUUGUCCCGAUCUCAAAUCGAACUCGAACCGUUUGCAUGCGAGUCGAGGUCUAUGGAUGCCCGUAUACAGGCCGCGUGCUGCAGUAUUCCGUUGCGGAGGGUUCCGUUGCUGACGGUCUAUCGAUGAAGGACCACUCUUACGAUGGAAAGAUAAGCCCGGAAAAUAUCCUCUUUGGCGGCGUCGGCAAGCUGUUCGACGGGAAAACGGGAGAGGAUGAUUUUGAGAAAUUUCCGAAUGCCUGGAUGGGAUGGAGGGCUGAUGAACACCGCCAAAUUGAGCUCAACUUCACGUUCACCGAGCAGAUGAACAUGUCCAUGAUCUCGAUCUACACUUCCAAUUUUUAUAAGCAUGGUGCUGAGAUCUUCUCUACCGCCUCCGUCUACUUCUCGCAAAACGGAAUCCACUACUCUUCGCGAAGUGUAGCUAUUGAGCAAAUUCCGGAUAAGCAAUUCGAUUCGGCGAGAUGGCUGAGGAUUCCGAUUCCAAACAGGAUUGCAAAAUAUUUAAAGAUCGAAAUCCGCCCAAACCCGGAAGCACAUUGGCUACUGAUUUCGGAAGUCCAAUUCGUGAUGAGCCCCGUUUUGUAUGAGUGGGACGAUCAUAGCGCUGCCAUCCAGGAAGAGUAUAAUGCGAUACAAGUGAUCGAGGGGACGUACACCUCAAAUAACUAUGUGCUCGAACGAUAUUGGCCGGAUCCGGAAGAUCAUUCGAUGGCUAUAUUUAUAGUCUCGAUGUUCAUCAUCCUGACGUCAAUCUGCUCGGCGGGCUGUUGCAUCUGGCGUCUUCUGAUGAAGAAGCGGACCCCCAGGGUCUCCCCAUCAACUUAUGAAAUGGCGCGAGACAACGCUCACAACAUUCUCCUCGAGAAGAUACCGAUGGAUGGCGAGUACGCCGAUCCGGAUUUUUCAAUUGCCACCAACUGCGACUCCAGAAUGCCGCUCCUCGGCGCUUAUCGUGAUUUUGGGAGUCCGGGUUCCGUAAUGCGACGUUUUUCUUCUCCCUCGACCGUCAGCCAAUACGCUGACUACGGAGAAGUCUACGUCCACACCUCACCGGAAAUCGACCCAUCACAACUUCAAUUUGUGCGAAAACUUGAUGGUGAAGUCAGGAAUGCAAAACUCUGCCAACUUGAGCGCCGCCUGGUUGUCGUUAAAUCAUUGGACAACUGCGAAGACGUCAGAAGAGAACUGCAGUACCUCGGAGCCCUCAAGCACCCGAACGUGCUCGAGAUGAUCGGCGUCUCCACGGGUCAGCCAUUCUUCUGCGUGCUGGAAUACGCCGAAAACGGGAAGCUCGAUGAGUACUUUAAGAAGAUGGAGCGCGUCGACACUCAAACCGUGCUGAGCACGGUGGUGAACAUUGUGGCGGGGUUGGCGUACCUGGAGUCUCGCUCCAUCAUCCUCUCCCAUCUGGCUGCCCACACAUGUCUUGUCGACAAGGACGGAAACCCGAAAAUCACGCGCAUGGGCCAUCCGAGCCAGAUUUUCGACGAGAGGUGCUGCUCGAACUCAGAGAUGGUCCGCUGGAUGGCACCGGAGGCUAAGACCGAGGGCACCCAAACCCAAAAGAGCAACGUCUACUCGUUCGGCGUAUUGUGCUGGGAGCUGUUUGGCGGAUGCAGGGAGAAGCCGCCGGUUAGAGGACCUGGAGCUUACUACCUACCACCACCGCUUCUAAUGCCCGAUAUCACUCUCCACAAUACCGUCGCAGGGCUGUGCCUCGCCGAAAAUCCCGACAACCGCAAGAUGUUCAACUAUAUCCACUUGCAUUUGCAGACCAUUUUGAGCACGUAUAUC
Mesorhabditis spiculigera is the source of this 2190-nucleotide messenger RNA. Lineage: Eukaryota; Metazoa; Nematoda; Chromadorea; Rhabditida; Rhabditidae. The record is from the annotation of a GenBank genome assembly.